GUGACGUCGGACAAGGAACUAGCUGUCGUAUCCGGUCGACGGCAAGUGAUUAGCAAUGGAGAGAAAGAACUCGAACUACAACUUAUCCUAACAAGUACCUGGUGUAGGGAAAAAAAGCACCAUGUUUGUUUAUCAAUGAAGUCGAGCCGUGUUGGACUGAAAUGUCGCCUCAAAUGACUCUCAGAUGACUUUCUAGUGGCUUGGGCACCUGUGAAUUGAACUGUGCAUGUUUAUUACUGUAGGUAGACAUCAUUAACAUGAAUAACAAGUUAUUGUUAAGUAUGUUUUAUUACAUUACACUACACAUUAUUUACAUUACACGUUCAGUUCUGUAACACUAUAAACAAUUGACAAUGUCCCUGGGUGAACAAUCACAGAAGUGGUUUCCAACUCAUGUCCAAGCCACUGUUCUUCAAGCUGCGGGUUUACAGCCCAAAGGCAAAAAUGGCACUAAUGAUGCGUACACUAUCAUCCAGCUGGGGAAGGAAAAGUACUCAACAUCAGUGGCGGAGAAGACACUCAACCCUGUCUGGAAAGAAGAAGCUUCGUUUGAAUUACCAGGGUUACUUUUGGAGGGCAACCCGGAAGUGUACGAACUGUGCUUCAUUGUUAUGCAUCGGUCAUUGGUCGGGCUGGACAAGUUCCUCGGUCAGAGGACCAUCAAUCUCAAUGAAGCGUUUGACGACAAGGAAAAACAGAAAACUGACUGGUAUAUCCUGAACUCCAAGCCAUCAAAGAAAAAAAAAGAGCGAGGACGUAUCCAAGUCAACAUCAAGUUUAUGCGGAACAACAUGACAGCCAGUAUGUUUGACUUAUCCAUGAAGGAAAAGCCCCGCUCACCUUUCUCUAAACUUAGGGGGAAAAUGAAGGGUCGAAAACAUGACAGUGGUUUAGGUGACACUUCGUCAGCCAUUCUGCCUCACUCUGCAGUUUACAACUCCGAACUCAAUCAUCAGCCCACUGCCCCUACACCAAAAGCCAAAACUGAUACCAAGCCUAAGAAAUCGCUGCUCUCUGGUGCCCAUAAACUCUCUGCUGCCCAUUCCAUGUCAGAUCUCAUUGGUACCCACUCUCGCCCCAAACUGGACUCCAUGAACUCCAUAGAGGAAAGCGCUGGCCCUCACAGGCGUUCCCAGAGCGAGGUACCAGGCCUCGAAGACAACGAGGCACACGGUGACCCUUUCACUGAUAUCAGUGACACCCUGCCACAGAAGUAUGCCACGCUCCCACGCAACCGCAACCCUUUUGAGGGGGAGCAAGGGCAGCUGUGGGACCGGGCUGAGCGGAAAGAGAAAAAGGAGAAGGUCAGCCUACUAGAACGCAUGACUGGAAAGAAGGACGGCCGCAAGACUAGCAAUGGGGGUCGCUCUGGCAGCUCUGGAGACCCCAACCCUUUUAGUGGCAAUUCAAAAGUGCACACUAACCCUUUCAGCUCCACCUACAAAACAAGUGACAAAAAGGCAGUUGGAAAUGAAGUCAUAACCCCAGGCCAAAGGAGCAGCAACAUCGACGGCAUGAAAAAUGCAGCAACACAAGGAAAUAUGGCACCCUAUAGAAACAUGUCUUUUGAGGAAGUGGUGCAGGAACUUAUCAAGCAUAAAGAAGUGGUAAAAAAGAAAGAUGCCCAUAUCAGGGAGCUGGAAGAUUACAUAGAUGACCUGCUGGUACGUGUCAUGGAGGAGACGCCAAGCAUACUGCGAACACCCUAUGAACCCAAGAAAAAGGCUGGUAAACUGGCACAGAGGAGCCCUGCUGGAAUGCUGCUAAGCUGCAGAUGUACCAGCCAAAUGACUCCAGAGGGGGAAUUACCAGGCCAUAAAUCCAGACGUCACGAAGACGACUGUAGCCUAUUUCACGAAGACGUUUCGCCGCUCAUCCGAGUAGGCUUCGUCAAUUUGUGCUGAGAGACUGUCAUAACGUGGACUGUGGGGUGUUUGUUUUCCCGGAAUGCAAAGGAAAGUUGGAGCGGGCAAGGCAUGAAGGUAAGGACAUAUUUUAUUAUUACUAUAAAAAAAGGAACAAAAGGCGCGCACAAGGCGGAAGUACAAACUCUUGGCUAAUGAAACAAAAACUUGCACAAAGGCAGAAACUAUGAACAUGAAGCAAAACUUGUUAACUGUGACAUGAAAAAACAAAACUUACGUGGCAUGGCAAGAAGCAUAACUAGGAACAGGCAUGAGUAUCAGAAGUAGCAUAGCAUGAAGUGAGCAGAGGUAAUGUCGCCAGGCUGACUUCCUGGCAACUAUCGGUUUAAAUAAUAGUGACAUGAUUAGUGAAAACCGGUGCGUGACUCAAAAUGUGAAACAGGUGAAACUAAUGGUUGCUAUGGUGACAAAACAAGAGAGUGAAAAAGCAGGAACUAAGUGUCCAAAAACCAAACAGAACAUGACUUAAACAAAACAUGAUCACAGACAUG
Molecule: messenger RNA, 2416 nt
Organism: Nerophis lumbriciformis (worm pipefish)
Lineage: Eukaryota; Metazoa; Chordata; Actinopteri; Syngnathiformes; Syngnathidae
Gene: rab11fip2
Product: RAB11 family interacting protein 2 (class I)
Biological process (GO): regulated exocytosis
Cellular component (GO): endosome; phagocytic cup
Molecular function (GO): small GTPase binding
Source: RefSeq, a predicted model, not a curated record